AUGGGCUCACCAAGGCGGCAGGGGGACUUCAGCCAUAGGAAUGGCACUUCCUCCAUCAAAACCAGCAGAGGCAAUACAGGCACCACUAUGAUAUUUGGCAGGCCAGACCAUGUCCAAGGUGGAACAGGGUGGGCCAUGGACGGAGGAGUGGCACCAAUAUGUGCCUACCGGGUGAUGGAGGAGGGAAUCGGGGGGCGGCUGUGUUUUCGACACACACAGCUGGGGUUCAGGUGUCAUCGUGGAGACUGCCGGACUGUUCCAUCUGCAGGAGGGUCCCUGGUGGCCAACGUUUUGACCAACGGCAGCGUGCUACUACAGUUUGUAACUGCCCCACCAAAGAGGGUAUUCGGUGGACGACGUGUCAGAAGGGGUGGGUUUGGGCUAAGCUGCUGGUGGAACGGGAGCUACACCCAGUUUGAGUGCGCUAACACCCAUCUUGGCUCUGGUUGCAGGGACUUCUUGCUGACUGAGCUGCAUGAGAGCGUCCCUUACCGCAUCUGCCUGCAUCCGCUUGCCUCCACCCUGACCCCACCGUUCCACUCAGAAGGAGCAGGCCAGAGGGAGGACCUGGGGGACUGUGUGGAGUUCACUGUCUCACCCUUGGGCAUGCAGGACAUUGUGAUUGCCAUGACAACAGUGGGAGGAACCAUCUGUGUGAUGCUGGUCAUCAUCUGCCUGCUGGUGGCGUACAUCACUGAGAACAUCAUGAGCCCCACGACACAGCACUCACACUCCACAUACCACUCCCACCACUAA
This is a messenger RNA of Salvelinus namaycush (lake trout), 756 nucleotides long. RefSeq names its product fibronectin type III domain containing 10 (gene fndc10). Lineage: Eukaryota; Metazoa; Chordata; Actinopteri; Salmoniformes; Salmonidae. The record is from RefSeq and is a predicted model, not a curated record. Bases 1 to 756 code for a protein of 251 amino acids. The transcript has 2 exons.